This is a messenger RNA of Gekko japonicus, 1762 nucleotides long. RefSeq names its product dihydropyrimidinase like 5 (gene DPYSL5). The transcript is spliced from 12 exons. Gene Ontology annotation, cellular component: cytoplasm; cytosol. NCBI's taxonomy places the organism in Eukaryota, Metazoa, Chordata, Lepidosauria, Squamata, Gekkonidae. The record is from RefSeq and is a predicted model, not a curated record. Bases 1 to 1695 code for a protein of 564 amino acids. Gene Ontology annotation, molecular function: hydrolase activity, acting on carbon-nitrogen (but not peptide) bonds, in cyclic amides.
AUGUUGGCCAACGCUGCUACGAUGCGGAUCCUCAUCAAGGGGGGGAAGGUAGUCAACGAUGACUGCACCCUGGAGGCGGACGUCUACAUUGAGAACGGCAUCAUUCAGCAGGUGGGCCGUGAGCUCAUGAUUCCUGGUGGGGCCAAGGUCAUCGACGCCACCGGGAAGCUGGUGAUCCCGGGGGGCAUUGACACCAGCACCCACUUCCACCAGACCUUCAUGAACGCUACCUGUGUGGAUGACUUCUACCACGGCACUAAGGCUGCCCUGGUGGGGGGCACAACCAUGGUGAUUGGACAUGUGCUUCCAGACAAAGACACUUCCCUGCUGGAUGCUUACGAAAAGUGCCGCAGCCUGGCCGACCCCAAGGUGUGCUGCGACUAUGCCCUGCACAUGGGCAUCACCUGGUGGGCACCCAAGGUGAAAUCGGAGAUGGAGACACUGGUGCGGGAAAAGGGUGUCAACUCCUUCCAGAUGUUCAUGACCUACAAGGAUUUGUACAUGCUGCGGGACAGCGAGCUUUACCAGGUCUUCCGUGCCUGCAAGGACAUUGGGGCCAUUGCCCGUGUCCAUGCGGAGAAUGGAGAGCUGGUUGCUGAGGGUGCCAGGGAGGUGCUGGACCUGGGCAUCACUGGUCCAGAGGGGAUCGAGAUUAGCCGACCAGAGGAGCUGGAAGCUGAAGCCACACAUCGCGUCAUCACCAUUGCUAACCGGACUCACUGCCCCGUCUACCUGGUCAACGUUUCCAGCAUGUCGGCUGGGGAUGUCAUAGCCACAGCCAAGAUGCAAGGAAAGGUUGUGUAUGCAGAGACCACCACGGCACACGCCACGCUGACGGGCUUGCACUACUAUCACCAGGACUGGUCACACGCAGCGGCCUAUGUGACCGUGCCGCCCUUGCGGCUGGACACCAACACCUCCACCUACCUCAUGAGCUUGCUUGCCAAUGACACCUUGAACAUAGUGGCUUCUGAUCACCGGCCGUUCACCACCAAGCAGAAGGCCAUGGGCAAGGAGGACUUCACCAAGAUCCCGCAUGGAGUCAGUGGGGUUCAGGACCGCAUGGCUGUCAUCUGGGAACGUGGCGUGGUGGGGGGCAAGAUGGACGAGAACCGUUUUGUUGCCAUCACCAGCUCUAAUGCUGCCAAGAUCCACAACCUGUACCCUCGGAAGGGCCGCAUCAUCCCUGGAGCGGACGCUGACGUGGUUGUGUGGGACCCUGAAGCCACAAAGACCAUCUCAGCCAGCACCCAAGUCCAAGGUGGUGAUGUGAACUUGUAUGAGAACAUGCGCUGCCACGGGGUGCCACUGGUGACCAUCAGCCGGGGACGAGUGGUCUACGAGAACGGCGUCUUCAUGUGUGCAGAGGGCACCGGAAAGUUCUUCCCACUCCGCUCCUUCCCGGAUUCUGUGUACAAGAAACUGGUGCAGCGGGAAAAGAGUUUAAAGCUUAAGAGCGUGGACCGCACCCCGUACCAGGGGGACGUGGCUGUGGUUGUGCACGCUGGGAAAAAAGAGACGGGGACGCCACUUGCAGACACCCCCACCCGGCCUGCCACAAGACACGGGGGCAUGAGGGACCUCCACGAGUCCAGCUUCAGCCUGUCCGGUUCUCAAAUCGAUGACCAUGUUCCAAAGCGAGCUUCGGCCCGGAUUCUCGCUCCCCCCGGAGGCAGGUCUAGCGGCAUUUGGUAACUGCCCCCCAGACUUGUCCCCCAACUAAGGACGCCAUCACCACCCCCCACUUGCCCGGCUGCCUUCC